Molecule: messenger RNA, 5327 nt
Organism: Pocillopora meandrina
Lineage: Eukaryota; Metazoa; Cnidaria; Anthozoa; Scleractinia; Pocilloporidae
Source: the annotation of a GenBank genome assembly
UCCCAAGACCCCUUGCGUGACUACAAGAAAUGCGAAAGGAAAGAUUUGAGUCACAGAGGACGCCAUCCAUCGAGGAACAGACGGAACACCAAAAGACCUUUGUGGGAAACACCACCUAGUAGCGGAGCCCUACGAGGCUGUAACAUCAGCAACAUGACCACGACUGAAGAGCCUCAAGUCGAAGAGAAACAGUCAGUUGAGAAGAAAGUUGUUGGUGAGUUUGCCUUGCGCGUCGCGAUAUGUUGCAUGCUAAUAAAAUGAAAGCGACAUCUCGAACAUGUGCGCCGCAAUAGCGUGAAUAUGAAUUGUUAAUGGAUAUUGUCACGAUAAGGUUUUCUGGCCACAUGGCAUGUCCUUAUUGCAUAGAUUGUGUUCCGUUUACUUUUAUGGUGACAGAGAGUGGUUCAUCUCGUUUUACUAACCGUCUGACGUGGCUUUUUCAAUCUUUUAGCCAGUAAAGUGAGCGGUACAGUGAAGUGGUUCAACGUGAAGAACGGUUAUGGCUUUAUCAACAGGUUAGUUCAAAGAAAUUCUUUUCUUCUCUUGCUUUCAUCUGGGUUUGUUUUGCUUUCUAACUCUUCAAAGUCGUUCGUUAAUUUUCUUUGCUGAGAAUCGAAUUUGAAAUUCGUAGUUUGGGCGCGUUGAUGGCGAGAGCAAAGCGAACUUCGUUUCGCCACGCAUAGCUCAUUUGCAUCCUCCAAUUUGUCCCACGCAUUGCAAUGAUCUCGUUUUGUUUUUCUUUCCCCUAGAGAUGACAACAAGGAAGAUAUAUUUGUUCAUCAGGUAAGUUUCUCAAUCAAUUUAACUGUCUGGAGAAUCAAAUAAAUGUCAUUUUGGUGUAAAUUUCAGCACCUAAGAAUUGUAAGGUUGACUUUUUGUGAUAUUAAGAUUUGAAGGCGGUUUUAAAUGAUUUCUCUCAGUUCCUUUUGUUUAAUUCACAACCUGUAGGUGACUGUGGUCACAACGUAGCCAUUUUCUUAAACUUUAUCUUUGCUUUUCGUUUUCUGAUCAUCCGUUACCUAUGUUUUUAGACUACGAGGGUUCAUCUGUAUAUUUAACCCACUCAGGCUAAUUGAAUUUAAACAGUUUUAGUAAUACAUUCAGCGUAAAUUUCUUCGUCAGUGUCAUUGACCCAGAAAGAAAUGAAACCUUGACAUAAGGGCAGUUGAACUGGAUCACUUGACUGGAAAGAGGAAUUAGGUUUGAUCCAAGUUAGUUCUGCUUUGAUAACAUCAGUCUUCAUUUACUCCUCUCCCUUCAUAAAAUUGGAUGAAUAUUAGGCUUUUUGAAAUUGAGGACCUCUCGGCAAAACAUCUUCUUGUUUUGAUCUGCCACAAAGAAGCUUGUCAUAUUGGCUACCAAGAAAAGUUCAACAUAAAUGAAUCACCUGUGAAAUAAUGAACUGGAAUAUGAAAUCUGGCCCCAUUGUAAAAACUAUUGUGUGAUUUUGCUGUAACAUUUAGUCUCCUCACUAGAUUUUGGAAAUGACUGGAUUUAUUUUGGAGUAAUAAAAUAAAAAAAAUAAUUCAAGUGCCAUAGUAUGUGGAAUCAAUACAAUAAAUGGAUACAAUGUCUAACUUUUUCAUAUUGUACUCCCAACUUAAUUGCUGUGUCAUAUUUGAUAAGUAAUACUGUACAUUCAAUAUUCUAACUGGGCAAAAGUGUGUUAUGUAGUUCUUAAUUAACCAAUAAAAGCUUACCACCUCUCUUCCUGAUCAAGUUUUAACAAUUGCACUCACCUAUUAAAUAAAUUUUAUUAAAUGGACAGACUUUACAUAAUUGGAUGUUGAAUGAAACCAUACUUAAAUUAAUUACCUGUGGGAAAAUAAACCAUGGUGUAGGUCAGAAUAAAGACCUUUGAUGGUUAUAAGCAGAAUGAAUAACAUAUUCAAGUAAAUCCAAAAGUUGUUUGCUCAGGAACUGGAUGAAUUUAUAUAUAUUACACUUUAGAUCUCCCAGGUCUUAGAAAGCGUACCCUGGUGAAUCCAUAGUCUGACUGCACUAAUUGUAUUACUUAAAUCAAGUGUCAAAUUGUUAAACAAAAACGAGUCUAGUCUAAAUGGUUAAUGAAAACCUCUAAAGUCAAAUGAUCAGUGGAAUCUUUUUUGCGUCUGUAGCUAAAUUCUUAAGUUAAAGAUGGCGCAAGUGAAUAAUGUAACAUCGCUCUUACAAUUAACAUCAUAAAAUGUUAAAAAUCUCUGUUCUCUUUAUUCUCCUCAGACUGCCAUCAAGAAGAACAAUCCCAAGAAGUACUUGCGCAGUGUUGGAGAUGGAGAGACUGUGGAGUUUGAUGUUGUAUCAGGAGCGAAGGUGGGAAACGUAAGGAAAAUGUAUAAAAGACACAGUAAAAGAUGAAUUGAAUAUAUCGAUCACAUAGACUGGCCAGUCACUUAAACUUGUUUCAGCUUAAACAUCCUGAAUGUUAUCCUGUCUGUAGGGGGAUGCUAGACAGGGUUGUAUCCCAAUGGAGGGGACUUUGCUCUGUCUUUUGUUGGCCUGAAUAAGUUAACUUAUAUUGAAACUUUUGAAAUGUAAACUCUGGGCACCUCGAAUUUCUCAGACAAUGUGUGUGCAUCACAAACUAAGAUGACCUCAGACUCCCUUAGUUUUGUUUCUUUGCUGGCUGAUUAGGUCAAUCUGUGCAUGGAGUUGUCCACCACAGUAUGGGCUCUUUCCUUUUUUUUCCUUUUCUUCUGCUUUAACUGUGUCUAACUUCAGCAUCGAUAGCCCCUUCCCUCAGGCAGCCUUUAGGCCUCUAUCAAUACUUCUAGAAGGACAGCUUUGCUAGGCGCUCUCAAGAAGCAAAUGCAAUAAAUAAAUUUUAUGGUUCACGCAAAAAAUUGAUUUGUGCAACAAUUAUUUUUCUAAUCACAAUUUGACUGAAACAAAUUUCAUACCUGAAUGUUAUUUUUAGAUCUAUUCUUGCUUCUUUGGGAACCUUUAUCAGAUUUCAACAAUGAAUGCCUUGCAUUCAAAACUGAAAAAUGAUAAUGUUUGGCCUUUUUUGUCGUUUUUUUUUCCUUUUCCAAAUAUUUUGUGCAUUGUUUUUCUAUCAUUUACUAGGGUCUCGAAGCAGCCAACGUAACAGGACCAGAUGGGAGCCCUGUGCAAGGAAGCAAAUAUGCGCGUGAGUAGUGCUUACUGAGUCCUACUGUCAACCCUUCUCUCUAAGAAUCCAUUUUUUUCUGCUCUCUUCAAAUAUUCAGUUGUAAAUUAAUUUUUUUUCCUUGAGAGAUGGCAAAAGUUUUCUUACAGUUGUAUUUGGUUCAGGCUUAUCAAGGUUUUCAAAUACAAAGUAAUAAAAAUAAUGAAAAUAGUACCGAUAAUGAUGACAAUAAAAUUUAAUAUUAGUUGUAAUAAUAACAAUAAUAGUAAUUAAAAAAGAGAACAAAAAAACAACAAAAAUUGUAAAACAUGUCCAUUUUCUCCCUAGCGGACCGCCGAAGGAACUACUACCGCAACUAUCGAGAUUACCGUCGUGGCAGACGCCGCCCCCGUGGCAGGCCUAAUUCCGCUACAAACGGAGAGGUUAAACCUGAGGAGGAAGGCAAGGAGGCAGGGGACUCGGGUGAUCAGCAGGAACGGAACGACAACGAUGAAAGACCACGCCGGGGCAGGCGCUACUACGGCGGGCCACCACCCUGGGCGAGACGUCGGCGGCCCCGUCCUCCUCCACGGGAUAACGAAUCAGGUGAUCAGUCCGAGGAGAAAGGAGAAGAGCCGAGAGAGGAGUCGGAUGAUAAGGAGAAGAGACGACCCCGUCGUAGACGACGUCCCAGAUACAGGUAAGCGUUGUUCCUGUUCUUUCUCCUUUGUUUCUUUUCCCUUUCUUCUUUUUUUUUCUCUUUUUUUUUUGGCGUAGGUUUUCCCCCCUUUUUUCGAUCUAUAGGAUGUUUAAUCUUUUGGUUGUGAGCUAACGGUUUGUGUUGAAAUUUUUUCUCCAGGCGCAGGUCUGAUGAGGAACGCCCUGAAGGCGAUGAACAAGAAGAACGAGAUGGUGAUCAUGAAGGAGGAGAAGACGGAGAAGAGGUAAUCAAAAGUUGCUUUCCUCUAAUAGUAGUUUUGUGAUGACGGAACAUUAGGCUCAACGCGGUCUGGCCAAAUCCCCCCGCAAAGUGUUGUUAAGCGUAUUGGAACAUUCACGUGAAGACUGCGCCAUAUAAAUGUAUGAAUGGUGUUAUCAUUAUUAUUAGGUUUUCGGUAGCGGAACAAACCGAAACAAUGACCACCUGUCAAAUUAGUGGCCAGAGCGUGGUUAGCUCAAUUAGGGGAAUGCUGGACUGUUGUGAGUGAGUGGGUGAAGCUUAAUACAAGGCAAACACGGAAGGGCUUAUAAUGUUAAGGGAGGAUAUGCCGCUAUCUGAGCUUUUGUAGAGAAAGUUGACGCUCUUUGCUAAACGUGAAACUACUUACAUGUGUGGGUUUUUUGGUAAAUGCUGUUUAAGCAAGGUCUCAUCUUGGUCGCGCCUUGGAAAACGGUGUGGUGUAAGAACUUAUUAUGGCGAAAAAAAGAAAAGACAGUGAAACAAACCGAGACGUGUCGUUUUCUCGUGAAUUAAUCAAGACUAUGCUUCUAUGACAGAAACUUGCGGGUUCACUACAUUGUUUCCGAUCCAAGGGAAAUGGCUUUCACUUAUAUAAAAUGAAUGAUUAAUUGUUGUUUUUUUUUCGUUUUGUUUACCCUGCAGCGUCCGGCACAGAAUCGUCGCCGUCGUCGUCCUUACCGCAGAUCUUACAACAGGCGCCCUCGUAGAGAGGUAAAAGUGAAGUCGCGGAAAGUCAGUAAUUAUUUUAGUCUUGAUCCUUUGAUUGUGGGGUCAUGGUUAGAUGAACUGGCGCAUUAUGUAGAGGUGUUCUCCAGACUGUACAAUUGUUAGAUUUUGGUGCCUCAGAAAAAGGCCUUGUCAGGGUCAAAUUGUACCGAAGUCGUUAUUUGGUCGCCAGAAAUGAUAUUUGCUUGUAUUUUUCUAAUAAAGCACCGAUGAUUUGAAUCGACAGUAUUGUAUGUAAAUUCUUACAACUCACUAGACCUUGAACACUAACUAAUAGACACUUAAAAGCUUGCUGCAAAUUUAUUCGCCAAAACGUUAACUAAUUGCCUUAGCGUCCAAAACGAGCUCAGCUUGGAGCGCUUCCCAUGCAGUUAGGUUAACUUAAGUGGUAGUGGUACUGCUUGUUUUUGUUCCGUUACUUUUUUUUAAGGAGGUUGCCUUGCUCUUAUUCAGAUUGUGCCUUUUUUCUAAUAGGACGGAGAGAGGGGAAAGGAAAACAGCGAAUCCAAGCCCGAGAAUGAAGAGGCUGUGAAAGCCGACGGCAACGCCGAAUAA